Molecule: messenger RNA, 2131 nt
Organism: Sinocyclocheilus anshuiensis
Lineage: Eukaryota; Metazoa; Chordata; Actinopteri; Cypriniformes; Cyprinidae
Product: protein kinase C and casein kinase substrate in neurons protein 2
Exons: 10
Coding region: 193-1362 (389 amino acids)
Biological process (GO): regulation of endocytosis; plasma membrane tubulation; cytoskeleton organization
Cellular component (GO): endosome; plasma membrane; cytoplasm
Molecular function (GO): protein binding; phospholipid binding
Source: RefSeq, a predicted model, not a curated record
UGUGAGAGAGAGAGAGAGAGAGAACACACACUUGCAUGUACAUGUGCACCUCCACAACAGCUGACUGACUUCUCAGACACUGGAGGAACAUCAGACAGACAGAGAUGGGAGAGAAGUGAGGGAUACUAAAGGAGGGCAGAACAAGCCAAAGAACAGAAGAAAACAGCCUUGGAGUGACAGCCAGCUGCGACCAUGGCGGACCCUCCAACAGGCCCACCUGAGGAUAUCAACAAAAUCAGCUUCUGGAUGCCAGGAAAUUACAUCCGGACAGUACAGAGAACAUCAGAGUCGUACCAGGCUUGUAAAGACAUCAUAGCAUGUAUGAAGGACCGGGCUCAUGUGGAGCGACAGUACGCCCGUCAGCUGACCGAAUGGAGCAACAAGUGGAAAUCAAUCACCGAGACUCGGCCGCUGUACGGGUCCCUCUUGCAGGCCUGGCAGUGCUUUUUCUCGUCCACUGAGCGUCUGUCUGCCCUUCACACAUCAAUCUCCCAGUCUCUGGUUUCUGAAGAUGCAGAAUGCAUUCGCUCGUGGCAAAAGGAGACGUUCCCAAGGAAAAUGUUCUGCGGAUUCAGAGAGUCACAUGACCUUGGGACGGCUUUCUCACGUGCUCAGAAGCCCUGGGAGAAACGAUUAAAGAAGCUGGAAAAGGCUCGUGUGGCGUAUCAUAAGUCAUGUCAGAGAGAGCAGAGCGCUCAGGAAAAAGAGACUCAAGCCAAAAACAACGCCAACUUGAGCGAGAGCAAACUGUCCAAGAUCCAGCAGGCCAGAGAGAAAGCCACACAGGAGCGCAGCAAGGCACGUGAUCGUUAUGAGAAGGUUCUCGAGGACGUUACUGGCUUCGCACCGCGAUACAUGGAGGAAAUGGAGUCUGUGUUCGACCAAUCACAGGCGGAGGAGAGGAAGAGGAUCAGCUUCCUGAAGCAGGCCUUCCUGUCCAUUCACAAACACCUCGACAUUACCAACAACGAGAGUAUAAAAGCAGUGUACAGUGAGCUACAUCACAUGCUCAUGUCCAUCAGUGAACCGGAUGAUCUCCGCUGGUGGAAGAACAACCAUGGGCCGGGCAUGCCGACAGACUGGCCCAAACUAGAGGAAUGGAACCCGCCGAUUAAAAAGCAGAAGCCAGGAAAGAAACCAAAAACACACAGAGGAACUGAGGAGAAAGCGGUCAUGAUCGGAGGAGUGCGGGUUCGAGCGCUGUACAACUACACCGGAGAGGAAUCUGAUGAACUGUCAUUCAAAGCAGGUGAAGAGUUCCUCAAGGUGGAGGAAGAGGACGAUCAGGGCUGGUGCUGGGGCGUGAAGGAGGGCGGAGUCGAGGGAUUUUAUCCGACCAAUUACGUGCUGCCUGUCAAAUGAUGUCAUGAUUCAUCACUGAGGCACAACCAUGCUUAUUUACAGUUAUGGAAAACUUACGGUGGCCAUUAAGAACGAUAUAAAUGUGAAUGUCAUCACAUUAGAAAUUGCCAAGAGCUUUUCUCAGAACUAACUUUUUCAACAAUAUCUAUUGUUUUAUCAUUUAAAAUCGACUUUUUGUGAUUUUUUUUUUUUUUCGCUUGAAAAGUCUGUUUGUGUUACAUUUCUGUACAUUUAAGUGUUACUUAGUUUGAUAUUUUAUCUAAUGCAGUGACAUUCAGACAUUUUUAACUGUCCAAAUACUUUCAGUUUGCCGUAUCUUUGGUAAAUAAUUUACUUUUGUGUUCCUUGGAAAACAACUACAAGACGUGUUUCUACAGACCAAAAUGAAAAUAAAACAUGAAUUCUCUUUCAUGAAUGAAAACUAGUAAUAUAGGAUGUCAUUCAUUUUAAUUAACACGUUUUUUUUUUCUCCUAUGCUUUUGGAAAACCUCCAAGUGAGCCAGAGACCAGCAAAUGAUUCAAGCAGAGUCAAGAAACGUCCUCUUUGUAAUUUAUAUAUUGCUUAAUGAGGGGUUGUACAAAACCAGUAGGAGCUUGUUAAAAAGAUUACGGGGCACUGGAGAAACAGCCUCCAUUAUCAUCAGAGCCAAAUCUAUAUUAUAUUUCACCUACAGGAAUCAGCACCUGAUCAAGUGGACUGAAUGAAACUUUAAAUAAUAUUUAAACACGCUACUCUGCAACAUCCAGGACUGAACCAGCAAAGGAGGAA